AUGACCUUUCAGCUUUGUAUCCCCGAGAACCUUGAGUUCCGCGACUAUAUCGCCAUCGUCCAGACGGCGCGCGCUUUUGCCGACGGGUAUGAUAUGAAGGAUGCGUUGCGUCUACGCGCCGUAGUUGGCCCCCACAUCGAAGUUGACUACCGACUCGUUUCAGAAACAAUCCCGAACAAGACUUAUAACCCGAAGGAAUUCAUCGCCGAAUUCCUAUCACCCGGGCUACUGGGCAAUGAAAAAUUGCUUACACAGCACCUACUGGGUCAAUGUUACUUCAAGUCUGUCUCGGCAAGCGAGAUUGUGGUCCAGUGGCAGCAGAUUGCCGGUCACGGGAGAUGGAUCGAAGGCUCCCACCCCCUGAAAAAGCAAGUGGAUAGAACAAGCGAUGGAAAGUCAUAUAUGGAACAGAGAUAUAUCAAAAUCCAUGGAUGCUGGAAGAUUGUGGGGUUGAAGCCUUCGCUGCUGUAUGAGAUUGGGGAGUUUGGGGAUGUUGUUGCUGAGCAGUGA
Penicillium cataractarum is the source of this 510-nucleotide messenger RNA. RefSeq names its product NTF2-like protein. The transcript is spliced from 2 exons. Gene Ontology annotation, biological process: melanin metabolic process. NCBI's taxonomy places the organism in Eukaryota, Fungi, Ascomycota, Eurotiomycetes, Eurotiales, Aspergillaceae. The record is from RefSeq and is a predicted model, not a curated record. Gene Ontology annotation, molecular function: scytalone dehydratase activity. Bases 1 to 510 code for a protein of 169 amino acids.